Chenopodium quinoa (quinoa) is the source of this 1257-nucleotide messenger RNA. RefSeq lists its product as uncharacterized. Bases 1 to 1257 code for a protein of 418 amino acids. Lineage: Eukaryota; Viridiplantae; Streptophyta; Magnoliopsida; Caryophyllales; Amaranthaceae. The transcript has 2 exons. The record is from RefSeq and is a predicted model, not a curated record.
AUGGUGAAGAAGUAUUCUAUACAAAGGAACCAAUUCUACACCACAUUGACCUCAAAUGAGAAGGUCCUUCAUCUGCGGUGCAAGAAGAAUUGUGGUUGGUCGCUACGAGGUACUAAAAAAAGUGAGCACUCAGACAACUUUACCAUAGUCACAUACAAAGGCCCGCACCGGGAGACCUGUGUCACUGAAGUGUUAUCUACAGAUCAUGCACACUUGGAUUCAUCUAUAAUUUCCAAUUUUGUGAAGUCUUUUGUGCAGAAAGAUCCAUGCUUGAAAGUUGAAUUUAUACAGGAACUCAUAUCCAAGCAUUUUCAGUUCGACGUUACUUAUCGAAGAGCAUGGUAUGCUAGGGAGAAAGCCAUAGCUGAAGUAUUUGGAGAUUGGGAGAGUUCUUAUGGCAGACUUCCGCACUUCAUGGAAGCACUCAAACAGUCAAACCUGGGAACCGUUGUUGUAUGGAAACACAAAGCUCUAGUAGACGGUAUUUAUUACAGCAACAUGGAAGUGUUUGAACGAGUAUUUUGGGCCUUCGGCCCUUGUUUUGAAGGUUUUAAACAUUGUAUGUCUGUCAUCUGUAUCGAUGGGACGCAUUUGUACGGGAAAUUUAAAGGAACAUUGUUGGUUGCUACAAGUGUGGAUGCAAACUUCCAAGUAUUUCCGCUUGCAUUUGCGUUAGUCGAAGGGGAAAACACUUCCAGCUGGUCUUGGUUUCUUGGCUGCAUUCGGGUUCAUGUCACUCAACGGGAUGGCCUCUGUGUUAUAUCUGAUCGACAUGUUGGGAUCAUUGCAGCAAUGAAUGACCCUAACGUUGGAUUCACUGAGCCGCGAGCCUAUCACAGGUUUUGUGUUCGGCACUUGGCUUCUAACUUGAAGACUCACGUGCGAAGAAACGACAUGAGAGAUAUGUUCAAGGCUGCUGCGUACCAAAGGCAAGAAAGAAAACUGCAAGCUAAUUUGAGUUUGAUCGGUCAGGCAUGUACCAAGGCCAUACAGUAUAUUGUCCAACUCCCCAUGUCUAUGUGGUCUUUGUUUCACGAUGCUGGUCGCAGAUAUGGGAUAUGUACUACGAACUUCUCAGAAACAUUUAACAAUGUGUUGAAGGGUGCUCGAUUUCUACCUAUCAUGUCCCUUGUUGAGUUAACAUUCCACAGAGUGAAUAAGUAUUUCACUGAUAGAAGUGAAUUAUCUCAGAUGACAUGGGACCCGUAUGAAGCUGAUUUAGUUGCUGCCAUGCCUCCACAUCUGCUAGAUCAUUAG